Molecule: messenger RNA, 2230 nt
Organism: Oryza brachyantha (malo sina)
Lineage: Eukaryota; Viridiplantae; Streptophyta; Magnoliopsida; Poales; Poaceae
Product: very-long-chain aldehyde decarbonylase GL1-7
Exons: 10
Coding region: 62-1936 (624 amino acids)
Biological process (GO): lipid biosynthetic process
Molecular function (GO): iron ion binding; oxidoreductase activity
Source: RefSeq, a predicted model, not a curated record
CAACCAGGUGAGGAAGCUGAUUGCUUACCUUUGGGAGAGAAAAAAGACGCUGCCCAUCACCAUGGAGACACAGCCAGGCCCUUUGACUGAAUGGCCAUGGCAGUGGAUGGGGAACUUCAAGUACCUGGUCCUGGCUCCUGCGGCCAUGCACACUGCAUACAGGGUGGCAACCAAGGGGUGGGGAGACGUUGACCCAGCAUACGCCGCUCUUCUGCCGGCUCUGCUGAUGAGGAUGAUACACAACCAGAUCUGGAUCAGUUUGUCACGGUACCAGACUGCUCGCAGGAAGCACCUCAUUGUUGACCGCAGUCUUGACUUUGAGCAGGUGGACCGGGAACGGUCAUGGGACGAUCAGAUCAUCUUGAACGGGCUUCUGUUCUACCUGGCCUACGCAACCAUCCCGAACAUAAGCCUCAUGCCAAUGUGGAGAACUGAUGGAGCCAUCAUCACUUUCUUGCUUCACAUGGGGCCUGUGGAGUUCCUCUACUACUGGCUUCACAGGGCACUGCACCACCAUUUUCUCUACUCACGCUACCACUCGCACCACCAUGCAUCCAUUGUCACCGAGCCCAUAACCUCUGUCAUCCAUCCAUUUGCUGAACAUUUAGCCUAUUACCUGCUAUUUUCGAUCUCCAUAUUAACGCCAAUUUUUAUGGGCUGUGGUUCUGUCCUGGCUGCUAUCUUGUACAUCAGUUACAUCGAUUUCAUGAAUAACAUGGGCCACUGCAAUUUUGAGCUGAUGCCAAAGUGGAUGUUCCAAAAUUUUCCUCCUCUCAAGUAUCUCAUAUAUACUCCAUCGUUUCACUCUCUCCAUCAUACCCAGUUCCGUACAAACUACUCGCUGUUCAUGCCAUUCUACGACUACAUUUACAACACUAUGGACAGUUCAAGUGAUGAUCUGUAUGAGAGAUCAUCGAAAGGAACAGAAGAAACACCAGAUAUUGUCCACCUGACACAUAUGACUACCUUGGAAUCAACGUAUCAUCUAAGGAUAGGGAUUGCUUCCAUAUCCUCUAAACCAUGCAAUGACUCAGAUUGGUAUAUGUGGAUGAUAUGGCCUGCAGCGUGGUUGUCAAUGGUACUGGCAAGGAUUUAUGGAUCUUCAGCAUUUGUUGUCGAGAGACUCAAACUGAAGAAGAUCAACAUACAAAUAUGGGCAUUACCAAGAUACAACUACCAAUAUGGCUUGCCUUGGGAGAGAAAAUCCAUCAACAAUUUGAUUGAGAAGGCAAUAGUAGAUGCUGAUGAAAGAGGAAUCAAAGUGCUCAGUCUAGGACUUCUAAAUCAGGAUAAACAACUCAAUGGAAGUGGCAAUUUAUUUACCAAAAAGUAUCCAAGACUAAGGGUACGACUUGUUGAUGGAAGUAGCUUAGCAACUGCAGUGGUUCUCAAUAGCAUACCUUUGGGCACAAAGCAAGUUUUUCUCUGUGGAAGUAAUUCUAAGGUGGCCUGUGCAACAGCUAUAGCUUUAUGUAAGCGGGGUGUCCAGGUAAUUUUGAAUCAGGAGAAGGAAUAUGGCAUGCUCAAGUUGCGAGUUCCAGAGAGUAGAGCUAUCUAUCUGAAAUUCUCUAAUUAUGAAACACACCAGGUUAUACUCCCAUCACAACAGACCUGGAUAGGAGAUAGCAUAGGCGAUGCACAAGGGAGGGCACCAAAGGGAACUAUAUUUAUUCCCACAUCACAGUUCCCCCUUAAGAAGGCACGCAAGGACUGCACUUACUUGAGUAACCCAGCAAUGAAGAUCCCAAAGACGAUGCAUAAUGUCCACACCUGUGAGAAUUGGCUGCCAAGAAGGGUGAUGAGUGCAUGGCGCAUUGCUGGAAUAUUGCAUGCUCUAGAAGGUUGGGAAAUGCAUGAAUGUGGAGAUGAUAUGAUGGACAUUGAGAAGGUCUGGUUGGCAGCCAUUAAGCAUGGAUUCAUACCAUCGUCUCUCUGAAUCCUGACAUAGGCCUUUAAAUGCUGCCACAAUAAUGCAAUGUUGAGUACCAGUGUCAAGGAAUGCCAGAUAUUCGUACUGGCUGUCUGGUCUCAUCGAGUAGAGUUUGCGUUGUUUAGCCCUAAAAUAAAAGGAAGAAAAAUAGACAAGAAAUCAUAUGCUCAAUACCAAUGGCCAAAUUACUCAGUUGUCUACAUGCAGAUGAGCACUAUAAAUACUAUCAAAUCGUGUACCAUUGAUAUUCAUAUGCAAAAGUUCAAACUAUGUUGAUGGCCAUGCAUUGAGGUCAGAAUU